Solea senegalensis (Senegalese sole) is the source of this 3049-nucleotide messenger RNA. RefSeq names its product netrin g1a (gene ntng1a). Lineage: Eukaryota; Metazoa; Chordata; Actinopteri; Pleuronectiformes; Soleidae. The transcript is spliced from 10 exons. The record is from RefSeq and is a predicted model, not a curated record. The coding region runs from base 1234 to 2991 and encodes 585 amino acids. Gene Ontology annotation, molecular function: cell-cell adhesion mediator activity.
GAGGAAUGGUGGGGGGAGAUACCAUAGUAGGAAGGUGUGUGUGUGUGAGUGUAGUGGGGGGACAAGCUGAGUGUGCGUCUCAUCUAACAGAGCUUAGGAGCGGAUUUUCUUCCCCCGUCAUCUUCGUCUGGGCGGUCGGUGGUGCGCCGUGCCGUGCCGUGAUACGCACGGCCAGCAGAAGACGCGCUGAUGCGAGCGGAUAUUCUCAUCAGCUGAGUCUAAUUGCUGUGAUUCCUCUUCCAACUGUGUGAUUGGCUGGGCGUGGGAUCAAUUCAUAGGACUGGUGAUAGUUGAGUGAGGAGGAGACCCCGCGCGCGCAGGAGAUAUUUGGGAAGACAGGGCGGAAAAAAAGAGGAGAGGAGAGACGCACGGCGGCAGGUCAAAGUUUGUUUUGCAGUAGUGGAGAUAUUCUUUGCUGCGGACAUCACUCUGCCUCAGAUUGACGCCGUGACGGAAUGACACUUUGAGAGGGGAUGAUGGACACUUUGGCACCAGAGCUCAGAAAUCCUCCCGUUUCCACGCGGCGCGGUGCUGACUGAAGCCCCCGGGACGGUGAUCAGUCACUUAUUUUCAAGUGGCAGCUGGGAUUUCCUCAUCCUUGAUCGUUUUCUCGCCCUCGGUCGCCGAAACGAGAGUGAGAGAAAUGGUGCGCACAGCGAUUCCUCUGAGACUGACGUGCGCACUCAUCACAUUGCCGUUAAGGAGCGCGUCUUAAAGCAGAGAGCCUCUCUCUUCGUUCAUGUUCACUCUGAACUUGUUGAACGGCGUCAGAGAGCAGAGGGAGCGGGGUCUGCGCACGAGCGAGCGUUCGAGAGACCCGUGUUGCCACACAGGACGCAAACCAUGACUGACAGCCAGGCAAGCUGAGACGACCUGUCACUCAUCUUCCUAUCAGCGUGUCAGGGGGCUAUCUCCUUUUCACCUUGCCCCCCCCCCGCCUCUGCCACCUUCUCCUCCACUGUCUCUCUCCAUCCCUCAAUCCUCUCCUCUUAUCUUCUCAAUGGGUUGGUAACCUCAACAUCAUCAUUGUAUCCACUGCUCCAGGGCGAGACGUAGUGAAAACGAACAACACACACUUCUGAACCAGCCCUCGCUCCCUGAAGGGACUCUGCUAUGCGUCCUUACUCCAGCUGAGUGAGCUGCAGUAAGACAAAGUACAAAAAAAAAGGAUCCCUUGCUCGCACGUCUUCAGGAGUUAUACCUGCUCGAGAAGGAGCUGAAAGAGGACCAGUCAUGCGAUUCCAUCUUGCAUUGACACUGCAGGCGCUGUGGACCGCUGUUUGCCAGGCGGCCAUGCAGCACUACCCUGCAGCGUGGGGCCACUACGACGUAUGCAAGUCCCAGAUUUACACAGACGAAGGCCUAACCUGGGACUACAUGGCCUGCCAGCCUGAGGCGCAAGACAUGACCCAGUACCUGAAAGUUACUUUGGAUCCCCCCAACAUCACAUGCGGGGACCCGCCGGAGACGUACUGCGCUCUGGAGAACCCUUACAUGUGUAAUAAUGAAUGUGAUGCCAGCACUGAGGAGCUUGCCCACCCUCCAGAGCUCAUGUUUGACAUCGAGGGCCGUAACCCUACCACCUUCUGGCAGUCCUCAUCCUGGAAGAAGUACCCGAAGCCCCUCCUGGUCAACAUCACACUGUCUUGGAACAAGACCAUUGAGCUGACCGAUGACAUUGUUCUUACCUUUGAGUCAGGCCGGCCUGAACAGAUGGUCCUGGAAAAGUCGCUGGAUUACGGACGAACCUGGCAGCCCUACCAGUUCUAUGCCACUGACUGCCUGGACGCCUUCACCAUGGAGCCCAAGACAGUGCAGGAUCUGACCCAGCAUACCCUGCUGGACAUCAUCUGCACCGAGGACUACUCACGAGGUUAUGUGUGGAAGAAUGACAAAACUGUACGCUUUGAGAUCAAGGACCGCUUUGCGCUGUUUGCUGGGCCGAGGCUCCACAACAUGGCCUCUCUUUAUGGCCAGCUGGACACGACCAAGAACCUGAGGGACUUCUUCACCAUCACAGACCUGAGAGUCCGCCUGCUGCGGCCUGCCACAGGGGCAACAAUGGUGGACGAGAACAACCUGUCCAGAUACUUCUAUGCCAUCUCUGACAUCAAAGUGCAGGGCAGGUGCAAGUGCAACCUUCAUGCCAACAGCUGCGUAUAUGACAAAGAGAAGUUGAGCUGCGAGUGUGAGCACAACACCACUGGGCCCGACUGUGGCCGCUGCAAGAGGGCGUACCAGGGGCGAGCGUGGAGUGCUGGCUCCUACCUGCCCAUCCCCAAGGGCACGGCUAAUAUCUGUGUUCCUAAUAACAUUGGUCCUGUUAUUCGGCCGAAUGUGUCAUCCCUAGGUGUCGCUAACCGAAAAGAAGUAGCACCUCAGGUUGCGUUGUCCACUGCCCCUUCUGUCUACGUUGCAAACAGCAAGCGAGACUGCGAAUGCUUUGGCCACUCCAACCGAUGCAGCUACAUCGAGCUGCUAAACACCGUCAUUUGCGUGAGCUGUAAGCACAACACUAGGGGCCAGCACUGCCAACUGUGCAAGCUGGGCUACUACCGCAAUGCCUCUGCAGAACUGGACGAUGAAAAUGUGUGCAUAGAGUGUAAUUGUAAUCCCUUUGGCUCAGUCAGUGAUCGGUGUAAUGGCACAGGAUUUUGUAUAUGUAAGGAGGGCACUACAGGGCCCAAGUGUCAGCAGUGUCUACCCGGCUAUUUGUGGGACGAUGGCUGCAAAUCCCGGGUGUGUGACAACGAGCUGCUGCGCUGCCAAAAUGGCGGGGCGUGUGUCAACAACGUCCGCUGCACCUGUCCCCCGGCCUACACGGGCGUGCUGUGCGAGAAGGCCCGCUGUGAAAAUGAGCUGGGCGGCUGCAGCGGCCCCGAUUCGGGCCAGGCCUCCUUGAUGCCUCCGUCGUUCCUCAGGCUGCUGCUGAUGCUGCUGCUGGGCUCGGUGCUGCUGAGAGAGGCUUCGUGCUGCCCCGCCGUGCUCUAAAGAGACCCAUGACCUGGUGGGAGUGAUACAAUCGCAACCAACACCCAACCCCCGCGCC